This is a messenger RNA of Melampsora larici-populina 98AG31, 802 nucleotides long. RefSeq lists its product as uncharacterized. Gene Ontology annotation, biological process: mRNA splicing, via spliceosome. Bases 1 to 735 code for a protein of 244 amino acids. Gene Ontology annotation, cellular component: spliceosomal complex; U2AF complex. Gene Ontology annotation, molecular function: metal ion binding; pre-mRNA 3'-splice site binding. NCBI's taxonomy places the organism in Eukaryota, Fungi, Basidiomycota, Pucciniomycetes, Pucciniales, Melampsoraceae. The record is from RefSeq and is a predicted model, not a curated record. The transcript has 4 exons.
AUGGCUUCUCACUUGAGCAACAUAUAUGGAUCCGAACAAGACAAAGUAAAUUGUUCGUUUUACUUGAAGAUCGGUGCAUGUCGUCACGGUGAACGGUGUUCACGAAAACAUAUAAAACCUACCUUCUCUCAAACCUUUGUCAUCGCAAAUAUGUAUCAAAACCCAGCACAUGAUCCAAACUGUAAACUCUCAGAAGCAGAAUUGGCUUCCUACUUUGAAACGUUUUACGAAGAUGUGUUUUGUGAAUUGGUAAAAUACGGAAACUUGCUUGAGAUGCACGUUUGUGAUAACGUAGGUGAUCAUCUGAUUGGAAAUGUUUAUGCUCGAUACGAAUGGGAGGAUGAAGCGCAAAUUGCGGUUGAUGCUUUUAAUCAGCGUUGGUAUGCUGGACGGCCACUUUUCGCUGAGCUCUCACCGGUGACCGAUUUUCGAGAAGCCUGUUGUCGACAAAACGACAUGGGUGAAUGCAAUCGAGGAGGUUUUUGUAACUUUAUGCAUCUUAAGGAACCGCGAUCAUCCCUGGUGCGCGAACUCCAUGCUCAACAGCGUGUAGAGCGCAAACUUAAUCCUUCAGCACGCGAUCAGGAGAGAGCGCGAGAGAUGGCUGAGUUUGGUGUAGCACCCGUCAGCAAAGAUCAUGCAAUGGCUGAUCCGUCAGAUCAAGACCCUGAGCAGCUGGAUGAUCGACAAAGGAACGGUAAACGACGUAGCUCGCACCAUGACCGUUCUUUCUAGGUUUUUGUACAACAUCUCAAAUCAAUCCGGGCUACACCUAUGAAACAACCUACUCUCAAAGAUAUCG